Molecule: messenger RNA, 3414 nt
Organism: Penicillium mononematosum
Lineage: Eukaryota; Fungi; Ascomycota; Eurotiomycetes; Eurotiales; Aspergillaceae
Product: extracellular serine-threonine rich protein
Exons: 4
Source: RefSeq, a predicted model, not a curated record
CACUUCCGCUGUUGCGUUUUCUCUCUUCUGGCCUCUGGCCAGGCUACCGGAGCGUACUGGGGCUCCGACAAAUUCUACUCCAGCCCGGGUAGAUCGCCUAACAAGUGUAAUGACUACCAGAACAAGGGUUUCAGCUGGUCUGACCUCGCUCCUGGCUCUUUCUCCGACUAUGGUGGCUUCUCCUUCUCUGGUUUCACUUGCGGCAAUGGCUUCGGUUCCAGCCUUGGCAAGCGUGGUACCCAAAAAUGUAUCUCCGGUACCGUCUCCAAGGGUAGCUCCUCUAGCUCUGGCUCCCAAAGCCCCGGUUCUUCUGCUCCAUCGUUUGCCUGCGGCUCGCAUGAGAGCGGCUUUUCAGUGACCAACUUCCACGUUGCCACUGAGAAGGAUACCGAAUUGCACAUCAUCUACAGCAUGCCCGAUGGAUCGACUUGUAGGAAUACCGCUUCCUGCAACUCGGCUGGUACUGUGGUCAACAACGACCAGUGUGGUGGCGCUAAGUCUGUUCACUUCGAGCUGCCCGACGAUAGUGAACACGAGAGCUGCGGUUUCGGCAUCUACAGCGUUGGCUUUGACUGCACUCCUGGUUCAACCACCACUGCGCCUGUCCUUACCGCCACUCCUGUUACCAGAGUUCCAUAUGAGCAGAUAUCUGUGUCUGCUGCCUCCAGCCCUGUCGUUGUGCCUUCGGUCUCUGUCCCAGGCUCUACUGUGGCUCCAGGUACCACCACGGCGACGAGCACACCUCUUCGGAUGACUACAUCGACCGUGUUUACCACCAGUUUGUUUACCAUCACAAGCUGUGCCCCCACUGUCACCGAUUGCCCUGCUGGAUCAGGCUCAACCACUGUGGUGACUUCAACAAUCGCUCUUUCCACCACGGUCUGCCCCGUCACUGAGACUACUGCUGAGACUACUGCUGCCGCUACAACCUCGCUGCCUGUGCCUGAUGUACCUAGCCCGAGCAGUGUUCUACCUGUCAGCUCAUCUGCUGGUGUCCCUCCCAGUGGCACAUCCGUUUCCACAUCUUCGAUCUCGGCUUCAUCAUCCGUUCCCUUCACUACGAGCCAGACCCCUGCUGGAACUUCUGCCGCUUCGACCCCGCUGAUCACCACUCCAGUCCAGAUGACUACCUCAACCGUGUACACUACCAGCGAGGUCACUAUCACCAGCUGUGCCCCCGAAGUUGUGAGCUGUCCAGCAGAUUCGACCACAGUGGUGACUUCGACUAUUGCUAUCUCGACCACUGUCUGUCCCGUCACUGAGACUACUGCUGAGACCACCGCUGAGACUACUGCUGCCGUUACAGGCUCAGUAUCUAUUCCCGUCGUACCCAGCCCGAGCAGUGUUCUCCCUAUUAGUUCAUCUGCUGGUGUUCCUCCUCCUAGUGGCACAUCUGUUCCCACAUCUUCCGUUUCGGCUUCAUCAUCUGUUCCCUUCACUACAAGCAACCCCGCGGGAACUUCCGCCGCUUCUACCCCGCUGAUCACCACUCCAGUCCAGAUGACUACCUCAACCGUGUACACUACCAGCGAGGUCACUAUCACCAGCUGUGCCCCCGAAGUUGUGAGCUGUCCAGCAGAUUCUACCACUGUAGUGACUUCGACUAUCGCUAUCUCGACCACUGUGUGCCCCGUCACUGAGACUACGGCAGCAACUGUCAGCUCCACAGUACCUGCAGGCCCAAGCUCAACCGGCGUCUUGCCCGUUAGCUCCUCGGCUGUAUCAACGCCUCCCAGUGGCACAUGCCUCGUCCCUGCAACCUCGUCUCCUGUUGGCACCACCCCCGCCCCUGGUGAGGCCACCACCACUGUCGUUACUUAUGAGACUGUGACCACUUGCCCGGUGACUAGCACUGUUACCACCGGUAGCUCUACUUUUGUGACUACCUCAAGCACCAUUUCAACUAUUACUAUGACUACUGUCUCUACUAUCUGCACUGAGUGCUCCACUACCGCCACCUCCGUUGCUGGUCAGAGCACUCCUGCCCCGCCUGAUACCCCGGAGGCUUCGACCACCGUCGUUUCCAGCACUGGACCGUCUGGUAUCCCCGGGGCUUCGAGCACGGCCCCAUCUGGGACUUCCGAGGGAGUAAGCCCCGUCUCUUCUUCAUCUGCGGAGGCCUCCAGUCCACUCCCCAGCGGCCCCGAUGUUACUACCUCGGUCCCCUCCAGCGUGGGUGUUGAUACCACACCUGCAGUUCCCCAAGGGUCGACUGCCACGGUUAUAACUUAUGUAACUGAGACCACCUGUCCUGUGACUGCCACCGUCACUGAAGGAUCGUCAACUUUCGUCACGACAUCCAGCACGGUAUCAACUGUUACCUUGACCUCCACUUCCAACCUUCCCAGCUCUGUCGCUGCCGGAAGCACUCCCGCUCCCUCUGAAACGGGCGUCGCCUCCACCACUGCUCCUACGGGCCCCGCUGUCACCAGUGUCGUCUCUUCAAGUGUUGGCGCCAGCUCUACACCCACUAUCCCCGAGGGUGCCACUACCACUGUUGUGACUUACGUGACGGAGACCACCUGUCCAGUGACCAACACCGUCACUUCGGAUUCUUCCACCUUCGUGACCACAUCCAACACAGUUUCCACAGUGACCCUCACCUCCGUCUCCACUAUCUGUACCCAGUGUGCCACUACCGCGACUGCCACCGAGACUCCUUCUCAGUCUACAGCUAGCAACACUGCGACAGUUCCUAGCGGGGUUUCCCCGGUGACGAGCCCAGCUCCCUCAGCUCCUUGCCCCAACACCGUGCCCCAGUGCAUCAACACUUGGCUCACCCUCGCCCCUAAGUGCAAAUCCAACAGCGACGCCUCAUGCUUCUGCCCCAACAGCGACUUCACUAGCAAGGUCAUCUCCUGCAUCCAAGCAUGGGGCGCCUCCAAGGAAGAGAUACAAUCCGCCCUCUCCUACUUCACCGGCAUCUGCGCCACCUGGGUCCCCGAGAACCCAGGCAUCGUAACCGCCAUCCCUUCAACAAUCACCCUGAUCCCGACAGUCGCUCCUUCCGCACCCCCAUCCAGCAUCGCCGGCGCCAGCGUCACCCCCAGCGCCGUCGUCCCCAUCACCUCCGCCCCCUCCCUUCCCUGCACAACAAUCACCUACUCGACCUACACCGUCACCGUCCCGCAAGUCAGCUUUGUCACAAACACCGCCUCUAGCCCCGGCGCCGUCCCGACAGUCGGUCUAGUCCCGGCCGGUCCCAGCGGCGCUUCCCCAUCAAAGACCGGCGUGGUUCCCGCGCGCGCAUCGGCAACAUGGGUGACUUCGAGCGGAUACCCGUACGCCAGUCGGAGCGCCAGUCGAAGUUACUCGCCCAGCGCAUCCCCGAUCUUCAACUCCGCCUCGACUGUGACCAUCGCUUCCAGUCUGGUGCUGGCUUCUCUCGCUGCUUUCCUUAGCUUGGUGAUGUAG